Molecule: messenger RNA, 1653 nt
Organism: Cynara cardunculus var. scolymus (artichoke)
Lineage: Eukaryota; Viridiplantae; Streptophyta; Magnoliopsida; Asterales; Asteraceae
Product: ankyrin repeat-containing protein At5g02620
Exons: 3
Coding region: 1-1653 (550 amino acids)
Cellular component (GO): plasma membrane
Molecular function (GO): protein phosphatase regulator activity; protein phosphatase 1 binding
Source: RefSeq, a predicted model, not a curated record
AUGAAAGCACCAUCAGAAAGAGGUCUACCACCGGCCACACCCAGAGCCACCACUUACCGGAAAAAAAUGUCCAAACUAGUCACCGGAAAACGCGAUGAUACCCCUUUGCAUACAGCUUCCAGGGCUGGAAACAUUAACGCAGUAAUGGAGAUUUUAGGUGAGUGUGAUGAGGAGGAAGAAUUGAUUUCAUUGCUGGCCAAGAAGAAUUACGCCGGCGAAACGCCGCUGUAUGUCGCGGCGGAAUACGGUUAUGUUGAUUUAGUUAGACUUUUGAUCGAUCAAUGUGAUGUUGCAACUGCCAGCAUCAAAGCCAAUAAUGGUUUUGAUGCUCUUCACAUUGCUGCUAAACAAGGAGAUUUAGAGAUAUUGAAGGUCUUAAUGGAGGCCCACCCGGAGUUAUCGAUGACGGUGGAUAUGUCGAACACCACGGCGUUGCACACGGCGGCGAUGCAAGGCAACAUUGAGGUGAUGAAUUAUCUAUUGGAGAUAGAGAGUAGCUUGGCCUCGAUAGCGAGGAGUAACGGGAAAACAGCGUUGCAUUCGAGUGCGAGAAACGGGCAUGUUCGGGUGGUGAAGGCUCUUUUGGAGAAGGCACCCGGGAUUUCGGCAAGGAUUGAUAAGAAGGGGCAGACCGCCCUUCACAUGGCUGCGAAAGGGAAAAAUCAUGAGGUGGUUGAGGAAUUGAUCAAGGCGGAUCCGGCGCUGAUAAAUAUUGUCGAUGCCAAGGGUAAUACGGCGUUGCAUAUAGCAACGCGGAAAGGUCGGGUUCAGAUCGUAAAGAUAUUGCUAGCUCGUGGUGAAACCAACACACAAGUCGUGAAUAGGUCGAACGAGACCGCCCUUGACACAGCUCAGAAAAUGGGCCAUCCCGAAAUUGGAUGUAUCUUACAAGAACACGGGGUCCCAAGCGCUCAGGCCCUGAAACCUCCCUCGACUCCGGCUCGUGAGCUAAAGCAAACCGUCAGCGACAUAAAGCACGAGGUCCACCACCAACUCGAACACACUCUCCAAACUCGACGUAGGGUCCAAGGCAUCUGUAAACAUCUCAACAAAAUGCAAGCCGAGGGCCUCAACAACGCGAUAAAUUCCACCACCGUGGUGGCAGUGUUAAUCGCCACCGUCGCCUUUGCGGCAAUCUUUACGGUCCCGGGUCAAUAUGCCGACGAUCCGAACGACAUUCCGAAAGGGUAUUCGCUAGGCGAGGCGAAUAUUGCCCCACAACCGUUGUUUAUAAUCUUUUUUGUUUUCGACUCCGUGGCUCUAUUCAUCUCGCUAGCCGUGGUCGUGGUUCAAACGUCGGUGGUGGUAAUAGAAAGCAAAGCGAAGAAGCAAAUGAUGGCGAUAAUCAACAAGCUAAUGUGGCUAGCUUGCGUGCUUAUAUCGGUUGCGUUUCUGGCACUCGCGUUCAUCGUGGUCGGGGAGCACGAGAAAUGGCUAGCGAUCUGCGUGACGGUUAUAGGAACGUCGAUUAUGGUGUCGACUUUGGGUCUAAUGUGUUAUUGGGUGAUCAUGCAUCGGAUAGAAACUUCGAAUAUGAGAAAUUUGAGAAGGAGCGGGAGUAGGUCGAGAUCGAGGUCGAGGUCCUGGUCGUUGUCUGUAUUUUCGGACACAGACGCGAUGAAUACUGAGUUCAAGAAAAUGUAUGCGAUUUAG